CCCUCGCAGCACCGGGGGGGGGGGGCGGCAGAACGAGACAAGAAACUCCCAACAGACACCGCCGGGGCGAGAGCGCGGAGCCCGAACCUGCGAACGGCGAAUUUCCGCGGCUCGGUGACACACCGUCCCCGAGCUCCGCAGACACACACGCACACAGCCGGCGGGGCGGGAGCGUGCACGGGAGCGGGAGCGUGCACGGGAGCGGGAGCGUGCACACCAGCGCGCCCCCGCCCCGCCGCCGCGGCCGCUUUAAGGGCGGCGGGGGCGCGCCGCCGGGGCGCCCGGCGCGCCGCCGCCUCUCCUCUCCUCUCGUCUCCUCUCCUCGCCGCCGCGCCGCGCUCUCUCUCCCUCCCUCCCUCUCUCUCCCUCGCCCCGCUUUAAAGUCUCCGCCAGGAUCCGGGCUCGCCCGCCACUUCCUGUACGGCAGGAUGGAGCGCGCCGGGGCCCCGGCUGACCGCCGCCCGCCCGCCCGUGCGCGGAGGCGGCUGUGAGCGCCCCGUCCGCGGCAUGCGCGCCCCGCCGCCGCUGCCCGCCUGAGCCGCGCCGCCCCGCGCCCGCCGAGCCGCGCGGGGGGGUCCCCGCGCCCCGCCGGCGCUCGUCGCUGUCCUCCCCCUGCCCCGCGCUUGGAGGGAUUUUUUUUUUUUUCUCCCCCGUAGAGGAGGCGAGCAGGAGCCCCCCGCUUUCUCCCGCAGGAACAGGGGUGCGGGGAGAAACUUAUUUUCAACAAGUUUUUUUUUUUUUUUUCCGCCGCCCCCUCCCCCCCCCCCCCUUUUUUUUUUCCCUCCCCCUGUGUGUUAAUUAUUUUAGCCCCUUUCCCCUUUCGAUGUGCGGCUUUGGACAUGCGGAGGCUACUGCAACCGUGUUGGUGGAUCUUUUUCUUGAAAAUCACCAGCUCCGUGCUCCAUGAUGUGGUGUGCUUCCCCGCUCUGACCGAAGGUUAUGUGGGCUCUCUGCAUGAGAACAGGCAUGGGAGUUCUGUGCAGAUCCGCAGGAGAAAGGCUUCAGGGGAUCCUUACUGGGCAUACUCGGGUACCUAUGGUCCCGAGCACUGGGUGACGUCCAGUGAGAAGUGUGGGGGGUCUCACCAGUCCCCCAUAGACAUCAUCGACCACCUGGCCCAUGUUGGAGAUGAGUAUCAAGAGCUACAGCUGGAUGGCUUUGACAAUGAAUCUUCAAACAAGACUUGGAUGAAAAACACAGGAAAAACAGUUGCUAUCCUGUUGAAGGACGAUUAUUUUGUCAGUGGUGCCGGGUUGCCGGGCAGAUUCAAGGCAGAGAAAGUGGAGUUUCACUGGGGUCAAAGCAACGGCUCGGCUGGCUCUGAACACAGCAUCAACGGCAAGAGGUUCCCCGUUGAGAUGCAGAUUUACUUCUACAAUCCUGAUGACUUUGACAGUUUUGGAACAGCAGUUCUAGAAAACAGGGUGGUAGGAGCCAUGGCCGUGUUUUUUCAAGUCAGUCAGAGGGACAAUUCAGCACUGGAUCCCAUUAUCCAUGGGUUGAAGGGCGUUGUACAUCAUGAGAAGGAGACCUUUCUGGAUCCCUUUGUGCUGAGAGAACUUCUGCCAACGUCUCUGGGGAGCUACUACCGCUACACAGGUUCCCUGACUACUCCUCCCUGCAGCGAGAUCGUGGAGUGGAUCGUUUUUCGGAAGCCUGUGCCCAUUUCUUACCACCAGCUGGAGGCAUUUUACUCGAUCUUCACCACUGAGCAGCAGGACCAUGUCAAGUCUGUGGAGUACCUGAGGAAUAACUUCAGACCACAACAAAGCCUGAACAACAGGAAGGUAUCGAAGUCUGCUGUGAAGGAUGCUUGGAACCAAGAUAUGACAGACAUCUUGGAAAAUCCACUCGGCACAGAAGCUUCCAAAGCUUGUAGCACUCCUCCAGUCAACAUGAAAGUGCAGCCUGUGAACAGGACAGCACUACUGGUAACCUGGAACCAACCAGAAACCAUUUACCACCCUCCAAUCAUGAACUACAUGAUCUCAUACAGCUGGACUAAAAAUGAAGAUGAAAAGGAGAAGACUUUCACCAAGGAUAGUGACAAGGACCUGAAGGCCAUCAUUAGCCAUGUCUCACCUGACAUCCUUUAUCUGUUCAGAGUUCAAGCAGUUUGCCGAAAUGAAAUGCGUAGUGACUUUAGCCAGACUAUGCUCUUUCAAGCUAACACCACUCGAAUUUUCGAGGGGACCCGAAUUGUGAAGACAGGAGUGCCCACAGCAUCUCCUGCCUCCUCAGCAGACAUGGCUCCCAUCAGCUCCGGCUCCUCCACCUGGACCUCCUCAGGGCUCCCCUUCUCCUUCGUGUCCAUGGCCACGGGCAUGGGCCCUUCCUCCAGUGGCAGCCAGGCCACCGUGGCCUCCGUGGUGACCAGCACCUUGCUGGCAGGGCUGGGCUUCAGCGGCGGGGGCAUCUCCUCCUUCCCCAGCAGCGUGUGGCCCACGCGGCCGCCCGCGGCCGCUGCCCCCAGCAAGCAGGCCGGCCGCGCCGUGGUGGCCACCACCGAGGCCGCCGCCGCCUCCCCAGGGCCGGAGCGGGACUCGGCGCUGACGAAGGAUGGCGAGGGAGCCGAGGAGGGGGAGAAGGAUGAAAAGAGUGAGAGCGAGGACGGGGAGCGGGAGCAUGAGGAAGAGGAAGAAAAGGAUGCCGAAAAGAAGGAGAAAAGCAGGGCGACGGCAGCCUCAGAGGCGCGCAAUAGCACAGAGCCCAGCGUGGCCGUGGCUUCCCCCAACAGGACUGCUGAGGAAGAAGGGAAUAAAACCCUACCGGGAGAAGUGCCAAACCAAAAUGUUGCCCCCACGGCUGGGGGUGCCGAGAAGGAGAGCUUUGCCGAAGCCGACACUCAGCCCCAGCUGCUCCCUUCCACCCAAGUGCCACCAGCGUUCACCGACGAACUGUACCUGGGCAAGAUCCCAAGAAGACCAGAGACAACAAGAAAUCCUCCUCCAAAGAUGGACAGGUUUCCAGAGGAAUAUCCCUCGGAUAAUAAAUUCAUCACCAUUAACCCAGCUGGCAAGAACAGCUCCAGCAUGGCCACGAGACCUUCUCCUGGUAAAAUGGAAUGGAUCAUCCCACUCAUUGUGGUCUCAGCACUGACCUUCGUGUGCCUCAUUCUUCUCAUCGCUGUGCUUGUCUACUGGAGAAAGUGUUUUCAGACUGCUCAUUUCUAUGUGGAGGACAGCAGUUCCCCCCGUGUGGUCCCCAAUGAAAGUAUUCCCAUUAUACCUAUUCCAGAUGAUAUGGAAGCAAUUCCAGUCAAGCAGUUUGUUAAACACAUCAGUGAGCUGUAUUCUAAUAACCAGCAUGGGUUCUCAGAAGACUUUGAGGAAGUGCAGCGCUGUACGGCUGACAUGAACAUCACUGCAGAGCAUUCCAACCACCCCGACAACAAGCACAAGAACAGAUACAUCAACAUCCUGGCCUAUGAUCACAGCAGGGUGAAGCUAAGGCCUUUACCAGGGAAAGAUUCUAAGCACAGUGACUACAUUAAUGCUAAUUAUGUUGAUGGUUACAACAAAGCAAAAGCCUACAUUGCUACCCAGGGACCUUUAAAGUCUACCUUUGAAGAUUUCUGGAGGAUGAUUUGGGAACAAAAUACAGGAAUCAUUGUCAUGAUCACCAACCUUGUUGAAAAAGGAAGAAGGAAGUGCGAUCAGUACUGGCCGACGGAGAACAGCGAGGAGUACGGCAACAUCAUCGUCACGCUCAAGAGCACAAACGUCCACGCCUGCUACACCGUGCGCCGCUUCACCAUCAGGAACACCAAGGUGAAAAAGGGUCAGAAGGGGAACCCCAAAGGGCGGCAGAACGAGAGGACAGUCAUUCAGUACCACUACACCCAGUGGCCUGACAUGGGCGUGCCCGAGUACGCCCUGCCCGUGCUCACCUUCGUCAGGAGAUCCUCGGCAGCCAGAACCCCGGACAUGGGACCAGUGGUGGUGCACUGCAGUGCUGGUGUUGGCAGAACUGGUACCUACAUUGUGAUAGACAGUAUGCUGCAGCAGAUAAAAGACAAAAGCACAGUUAAUGUCCUGGGUUUCCUGAAACAUAUCAGGACGCAGCGCAACUACCUCGUCCAGACAGAGGAGCAGUACAUUUUUAUUCAUGAUGCCUUGUUGGAAGCCAUCCUUGGGAAGGAAACUGAAGUGUCUGCAAACCAGCUGCACAGUUAUGUUAACAGCAUCCUCAUUCCUGGCAUAGGAGGGAAGACACGGCUAGAAAAACAGUUCAAGCUGGUUACACAGUGUAAUGCAAAAUACGUGGAAUGCUUCAGUGCUCAGAAAGACUGCAACAAAGAGAAGAACAGGAACUCAUCAGUUGUGCCAUCUGAGCGUGCUAGAGUGGGCUUGGCACCACUGCCUGGAAUGAAGGGAACAGAUUACAUUAAUGCCUCUUAUAUCAUGGGCUACUACAGGAGUAACGAGUUCAUCAUAACCCAACAUCCACUGCCACAUACAACUAAAGAUUUCUGGCGAAUGAUCUGGGACCACAAUGCACAGAUCAUUGUCAUGCUGCCGGACAACCAGAGCCUGGCAGAAGAUGAGUUUGUAUACUGGCCAAGUCGUGAGGAAUCCAUGAACUGUGAGGCCUUUACUGUGACCCUUAUCAGCAAAGACAGAUUGUGCCUCUCUAAUGAAGAGCAAAUUAUCAUCCAUGACUUUAUCCUUGAAGCUACCCAGGAUGACUACGUCCUGGAAGUCCGCCACUUUCAGUGUCCCAAAUGGCCAAACCCUGACGCUCCCAUAAGCAGUACCUUUGAACUUAUCAAUGUAAUCAAGGAAGAGGCCUUAACAAGGGAUGGCCCCACCAUAGUUCAUGAUGAGUAUGGAGCUGUGUCAGCGGGAACUCUAUGUGCCCUUACCACUCUGUCUCAGCAGCUGGAGAAUGAAAAUGCUGUCGAUGUGUUCCAGGUGGCAAAGAUGAUAAAUCUGAUGCGGCCUGGAGUAUUUACAGACAUUGAACAGUACCAGUUUCUUUAUAAGGCAAUGCUAAGCUUGGUCAGCACUAAGGAAAAUGGAAAUGGUCCCAUGACACUGGACAAAAAUGGUGCUGUGAUGGCCAGUGACGAAUCUGAUCCUGCAGAAAGCAUGGAGUCUCUUGUCUAAUUGGAAACCUGAAAAGGCACUUAAUUUGUAGAACUUCUGAAGACUGAGUGAACUUUUUUGAGGCCUUUUUUGCCAGACUCUAGGUUAUACAAUAACCCAAUUACUUUUUUACACUGAUAAAAGUUUUGAUAUUUAUUUUUUGCCAUUUUAUGUCUUAAUGGUAUCCUACUGAGCAUUUGCACCUCUGUUUAUUUCACACAGUGAAACGCAAUUUUAUCUAGUUUGCACUAUAUGAUCAGUGUUACUGCCUAUAAUAUCCUAAUACAAGACAAGCCCUGAUGUGACAUUCCAUGACAACAAACAUUUGCUUUUUCUGUUUUGUUUAAAUGCAGUGAAGUUUUGCUAACUACAGUGACCCUCGAAUCUUAAAUCUUGAAUGCUAGGCCAGAUGGAUUCUUUCUACAACAGAUACUGUACCCCUUCAUAAGAUAUUUAUUAUUUAGUGAUCAUGUCAAAGUUUUGGUAACUUUGGUGUUCUGCAUUCCAGUGGAGUGGAUGAGCAGUGUUCAUCCUUUCUUGACAAAAUGUGGCAGGUGAUUAUUAGCUACAGUGAAGGUCUAACAGCCUUGUGGAGCUGAAACAAUUAUUUCUGUAUUGUUUCAAAUUGCUGUGUUGUACACUUACAGGCCUGAGACUUACUUCACAUGGAAUAUAUUAAUUACAUACAAUAUAAUUAUAAAUUAGAUGCAAUUCAUAUGUGGGAUGCAGUGAUAAGUUUUGAAUUUACAGUUUCAAAGUUUCCCCAUGUAUUCAGGAAAAUGAUGAUUUUGUUUUUUAACCAGCCCUGUGAUGGGAAAGUAUUUUGGUUUUAUUUUCAUCGGAGCCAAUACAGUGAGAAAUCUAUGACAACCCAAAAUCAGACCAGUUUUCAGAUAUAUUAAAGGUAGCAAUAUUUUACAUUACUAAGCUAUUCAAUAUUUUAAACACAUCUAAUUUCCUUACUAUUUCUUGAAUAUGACCUCACACCUAAUGGUAUGUUACAUGAUGACAGGCGUUUCUUAAUUUCAUAACUGUUAGAUGCCAUUUUUACAGGUGUGUAAUUUUCAUACUUUAGUGCUAAAACAUAAAGUACUGAUCCAUAUUUACUGGUGAAGCAAACUAAUAAAAAAACUACCUAUAAAGUUACAUUCUCCCUCUUUUUUUUUGCCAGACUAAUUCUUUAGCAAAACCCUAGUUUAUUGUGUUUUUCCUCCCAUGCCAGUAGAAUGGUUUCCCCCAGAUUAUGUCAGUAAUUAUUGUUUGGAGCAUUUAAGUUCACAUCCUCACUGGCUCCCUCUUCCUUUGUAUUUGGUUGCAAUUCAACAAGGUCAGUCCCCGUUUAACAAAAGAAGUAAGCACAUGCUUAAUUCUCCUGAAAAGUGAAAUUAGUUGUGCCCUUCAUAGCUUGGCUGAGUAGGGAGGGGUUAUUGAAUCUGCCUGCAAAAGAAAAUAUGUGAUUUCAGCCAUCCUGACCCUUGCUGUGCAGUUAAAGGCACUAUCCCUUAUAUGUGGUAUUAAUUUCUUCUAAACUACAGAAAACAUGCAUUGUAAUUUUUCAGGACUUGUCAAAAUACUACAACUUUUUUUUUUCCCCAUUUAAAUGUAAACCCAUUAAUUUCUGACAGUCCAGUCUUGCUGAAAUACAGAAUUUGGCAAGGUUCUGUUUAUUUUCACUCACAAGGAAGCUGAAAGCAAACUGCUUAAAAGGAUAUUGAGAGUAGAUAUGUUGGUUCAGAACCUCUUAAGGUGCAAACUGACACAGCCUCCUGAGAGCACAGGAGCUGUGCACACUGGUAUGUGCUGACAUUUGGCCUUUUAUCUUAAUAAGAGAAAGAUUCAAAGUAUUCAAGGAUUCAUCAGCAACCUUUUACACAGUCACCUUUUACUUCUCAGUUUGUUGAAUCCCUCCGUCCAAGCAAUCCCAAUAAUUGCUAAUACCAAACAAUUUAGUGAGCCCAUGGUUUCAGUAAGGCAAUCCCAAGCCCAGCAACAGCUAGGCCAAAUAAAAUAUGAGCAGAAUGUUUUGAAAUAUUAUAGUUUGCAUCCCCUUAGCACUGCAUGGAGGUGGGAGUCAGUAGGAGUUAGGACUGGCCCUCCAGUCACUACACCCCGGUAACAGAAUGGUUUAAGUAAGUUCUCAAGUGCUGCUGCCAGCAAGGGCUGGAAGGUUUUGCUGAGUGGUUUUCUGGCCAGCCUGCACCAGCCUCAGGGGCUGCUGAAGCCCCCAUGUGCCCCCAGCCCUGAACCUGGACCCAGCCAAUGCCAGCUGGUAGCACAAAGGGACUCAUGAGUUCGAUCAGUUCAAUCUAGAGGUAUUUUAGGUUCCUGGGGAGAUGUAGGGAAAAGUUAGAAACUCAAACCUUGACAACUAAGUGACACAAAGAUUACUGCAGGCAUCAGAAGGUUGGGUUUGUUCAGUACUUUCAGGUGAUUACUUUUCAUUUCAGUGGCAUGAUGGAAGAUAACUGUGGUUUGUGACACACCGCUUGAAUACCCUUGGUUUAAUCCCUUACCUUCUCACAAGUUUUAAACAUCAAUGAAUGAAGGCUGCGGGGGUUGAACUUUGGUGGAUGCUUUGGAAUUCCAUGCAUUUGCAUUGGCAUUUUCCAACACCUGAAAUACUUCUUUGGGGUUUAAUCCAUGGGGAAAUUAUGUACACUGAUGUUCUAUGAGUUCUCCAUGGAUUAUUUCGUAAGGGAGCUCCAGCUGUAAGUUAAGUGCUGUGCUGACAGCCAGGUAGCCAAUAGAUGGUAGUGAUACACAAGGUUUGAAGGGCUGAAGCUAGAAAAUGCUUGUGAAGGUCAGGAUUAAGCACACAGAAGAGCCAAAUCUAUCCUCCUGUAAGCAGCUGCAGUUCUGCUCUCUUGCACAGGUUUGCACCCUUUCCUUGGGACUGAGUGAGUGGCAGAAGGAGCAAUGUCUGCUCAGAGAUGGGCAUUGAUAAACUCUCCUGAUGCUCCCAUGAGUGUCCAGCCCAAGUCCUGCUCUGCAAAUCACCACCUUGCUUUUGGGACCCCAACCCCUCGGCUGUACCCAGCUCCUGCCAUUCAGUCAGGAUGUCUUUCAAGCAUCAAAGGUUCCCAAGCAAUGUGCAGGUCUGUAAAUUAAGAGAACCUGAGAACAUUCCUAUAUCACUGCAGAGUGUGGUCCUCAGCACCAGCCCUGAGAAAUAAGGAACAGAAGGACUGAAGCACACACAUGUCUGCAUUUAGAAAAUACCAUUUCUCCAUGUCUUGCACGUGUCCUGUGCCCACAGACUGUGUGAAAGACAUGAACUGUUCUUGAGACCAUAAGAGCAGCCGAGCUUUCCAAGUGGGAAUGCUUGGAAAGCUUCUGUGUCAUCUGAACAUCUGAAAUAGGUGGCAGGCUCAGAAUCAUCCUCCAAACACUUCUGUGUGUGAGCUUGACUUUGCUAGGAAGUUCUGGGGAAACUGGUGGGACUGCUGAGACCACUGAGUCCUCUGCAGGAUCAAUGUCUAAAGAACAUUUAUUUUAAACAGCGUUUGUCCUUAGUAUUUCAGUGUCUGUUUCCAAAUGCUAAUUUAGAAACAGGGGAAAAGAAAAAUCCAAACCCCUUAAACUUGUCCUUGUAAGUGACGGUUUCUGUACUGUGGGUCUGCUCUAGGUUAGUGGAGUCAUUUACAGGAUCUGCAAAAUUUCACUUGUGUUUCCAGUUUCUGACUGCUCGAAUUGCUUGAACACAGAGUGAUACAUUGGAACAUUAGGAGAAGAAUCUUUAUGAUACAGCACAACUGCCUUCUCAUUAAUCUUUUUUAAAGCUGAUGUAUUUUAUUUAAAAGCUAAGAAGUAUAGAUAUGGAUUCUACCAAAGAUACAUGCUACUAAUUCUCAGCAAAACAAAACCAAGUUAAUUUAAAAAAAAAACUGUAGUUGUCUUGAAGAUUUAGCAGUCUUUCUCAAAUUCAUGUCUCCUGACAUCAGAUCUUUUGUUCCGAAGUUUAUGUUCAAAUGGUGCCAGUGAACUUUUAUAUGAAGGGAAAAUGCCUAUUUGUUAAUCUACCACAUUGCUUUUCUUCUUUUUCUUUUUCUCUUUUUUUUUUUCAGAUGUAAUUCACUGUUACCCUUUGCUCUUCUUCUCCUUGUUGCCAUUCUAACAAUGUGAACUGCAUUGGCUUCACUUAUCAAAGGAGAAGGAAUGCAAAAGUAAGGAAAGAGAGGAACUGUAAUAAAGAGAUUUGGCCUCUACUUUGUCUUAGCUGUUAAACUGUUUUUAGUGUUUUUGUUAACUAUUUGCAAAGGGAAGCAUUUUCUACAGAGGAUAAUUAAUUUCAAGAAAAAUGUCUUGAGUUUUAAGAAUAAACGUCUCCAAAAGAGGAGAUAGUCAAUUUUAUACAAUGUCACAACUCUCCAACAUUUGGGGUAGUGACUUUUUUGUUUUGUUAGAACACUUGAGAAUAGCAAGCAGCCAUUGUUUCUAAAGACCGAAGCAUUCAUGUGUACUCCUAUUUUCUUUUCCUUCAUUUUUAAAAUAGCAAUGUCAUUAAAACUGUAAAUAUUUUGUUGCUUAGAUAAGCAUCUUCUGGGAACUUUGUAUCUAUGGUAUAUAAUCAUAGAAUUUUAUAUUUUCAUAUAAAGCUAAUUUUUUUCUAGUUUCACCUCCUUCCUAGUUCUGUGGUGGUUAUGUGACUACAAACCUUCUGUGUUUCAAGGUAGUGAGACGCCAUCAUCACACUCCAAAAAAGAUUUCCACACAUGUCAUUUCUUUGGGGCAGUGAUUGUGAAAAUUGGAUUUUUUUUUUUUGGAUUCCAUUGUCAGUGUGUGCAACAGAAUUUAGACUUAGCCAGUCACUAGAUACGUUUGUCUCAUUGAUCCAUUCAGAAGAAAAAUAAAAAUGUGGUGUUUGGUUUGGGGAAAGGGUGGGAGGGAGUAUUUUGAGGGAGACUUUUUGUUCAUUUUUGGUUUUUGUUUGGGGGCUUUUUGUAACUUGAGGAAUCUUCUUUUUGUUAUGUUAAACUAUAUCAAAUCAUUCUAUUAUAGUGUUAUUUAAUAUGUAAAUUGUAUUGCUAUACAUAAAAUAAAGUAUGGUUUUUGAUGUA
This is a messenger RNA of Passer domesticus (house sparrow), 10144 nucleotides long. RefSeq names its product protein tyrosine phosphatase receptor type G (gene PTPRG). The transcript has 29 exons. Gene Ontology annotation, biological process: protein dephosphorylation. NCBI's taxonomy places the organism in Eukaryota, Metazoa, Chordata, Aves, Passeriformes, Passeridae. The coding region runs from base 840 to 5108 and encodes 1422 amino acids. The record is from RefSeq and is a predicted model, not a curated record. Gene Ontology annotation, molecular function: protein tyrosine phosphatase activity; protein binding.